AUGUUCAUUCAAGAAUUGUGGAAACUUGACUGUGGUUGGGAUGAACCACUUGCCGAAGGCAUGCAUGAUCGCUGGCACGAAUAUCGUCGAAACUUGACUGGGGCCUGCGUCUACGUGAGAAGUAUCUCCAAUAGCGGGUCAGUUGCUGUACACCUACUGGCAUCGAAGUACCGUGUCGCCCCUCUUGAGAACCUGAAAAAGAAGAAGCAAAGCCAAACGAUUCCGCGCUUGGAGCUUUCUUCAGCUUUACUCCUUUCCCACCUCUACGAAAGAGUGGUCAGUAGCACACACUUCACAGCCCCAGCUUUCUUUUGGACAGAUUCGAUGAUUGUUAAGUGCUGGUUAGCAUCAUCACCGUCGCGAUGGAAAGAAUUCGUUGCGAACCGAGUUUCAGAAAUCCAGCAUAUAACGAAAGGCAGCAUCUGGAAUCACGUAUCAGGAGUUGAAAACCCAGCCGAUAUAGUUUCUCGCGGCAUGACGCCUGCGCAGCUACAGUACCAAUCGCUAUGGUUUGGUGGACCUCACUGGCUGCUUCCGGAGCAAGAUAACUGGCCGGGAACACUGCAAGCUUGCGAAGACAGCAUUGACAGAUCAGUACUAGAGGAAAAAGGAGCCGUUGUCGCAGUUCUGAAAUCCGUUUCUCCCAGUGAGCUGUUUAACCUGCGAUCAACUUACACUGGAUUGGUGCGACUCACAGCAUAUAUUUGUCGGUUCCGUUUCAACGCUCAAGCUGCAAAUCGGAAUUGCCGAAACCUAGGAAGUUUAACUGUCAAGGAACUCGACGGCGCUCUACGGACACUUGUCUCUCUGUCUCAGCGAGAAUGUUUCCCACAAGAGCUGGCGGAUUUGACCAACAAUCGUCCACUACGUAAUUCAUCGAUCCUUUCGCUCGAUCCUCAGCUAAUUGAAGGCAUACUCUGCGUUGGCGGCCGGUACGACACGCACAUCUGUCUAACAGUCGAAAGCAUCCGUUCAUUUUGGAUCGUCGUCACCCUCUAG
This is a messenger RNA of Topomyia yanbarensis, 999 nucleotides long. RefSeq lists its product as uncharacterized. The coding region runs from base 1 to 999 and encodes 332 amino acids. NCBI's taxonomy places the organism in Eukaryota, Metazoa, Arthropoda, Insecta, Diptera, Culicidae. The transcript has a single exon. The record is from RefSeq and is a predicted model, not a curated record.